AUGUCUCGUGGUACUAUUCGUUCAAACAGUACAAGACCUUUUUAUCGAGUUAAAGUGAUCAAUGGAAUAUGUUCUAAUACAUCAACAGAUGAAUUUGAAAAUACUCAUUUACUUAAUGUACUUAAUUGGUCACCAUUAGAAGAUUUAGUUAUCGAGAAACCAUUAACAAUAAUUAAAGAAGAUGAUGAAAUAAAAUCAAAAAAUUUCUAUAAUGCUGUACAACUUUCAAUUGAAUUACAAAAACGAAUGAUAAAUUUAAAAUCUACAUUCAUUGAUUCAUCUGGUCAUCUUAUAAAUUAUUCUGAAUUACGUCGAAGUAAAAUUUAUAAUGAUUUAUAUGAAAUGUCAAAAUAUUUAACAACAAUUAGUCUUGAUAAUGUUACAGAAAAUGAACGUAAAACAUUUUUUAUAAAUCUUUACAAUACAUUAACAAUUCAUGGUAUUGCAACCUUAACUGAUUUACCAAAAUCUGUAUUUGAUUUAAAUCAAUUUUGGAAAACAACAGCGUAUAAAAUUGGUUUACAUAUUUAUUCAUUAGAUGAUAUUGAACAUGGAAUUUUACGAGGUAAUAAACCUCAUUCAAAUUGUACACAACGACAUUUUACAUAUAAUGAUCCUCGUGCAAGAUAUUCUAUGCGUCGUUGUGAUCCACGUAUACAUUUUGCAUUGAAUUGUGGUGCACGUUCAUGUCCACAAAUAUCAAUUUAUUCAUCAACAAAUCUUGAAAAAGCUCUAAAUAUGUCAACAACAUCAUAUUGUAAUUCUGAAAUUGAUCUUAUACCAGAAAAUGCUGAAAUACAUUUAUCAAAAUUAUUUCUUUGGUAUAAAAAUGAUUUUGGACGAACAGAUGCAGAAGUUUUAAGAUGGAUAGCAAAUUAUAUUGACGAACCUAAACAAUCAUUACUUAAAACAAUACUUGAACAACAUGGUACAAAAGAUGGUAUACAUAUAUCAUAUAAAAUUUUUGACUGGAUGUUAAAUAAUCAUGAGGCUUUGAUAUCAAAUACAACUGAUGUUAAUAUUCAUCAAUAG
Molecule: messenger RNA, 1032 nt
Organism: Adineta steineri
Lineage: Eukaryota; Metazoa; Rotifera; Eurotatoria; Adinetida; Adinetidae
Source: the annotation of a GenBank genome assembly